UCAGUUCACUUUCCAAGCUUCUAUCAAUCGGAUGGUAGACCUGAUCAACAUGAAGUUUUUAAUUAAAAUUGUCUUACUUCUUACUGUCGGCUUAUCAACCAGCACAAGCCAACAUGUGUCAUUAGUUGGAUCUCGCCAAGUGCCUACCGACUCAGACUUCAGAGUGUAUUUGGCAGCACAAGAUUUAACUACGGAUUCAAUAGUCAACGUGACAUUACAAUCUGAUCUAGAUUAUGGAGUUUCUAAGGUUUUUGAUGGAGUCUCUGGUGAUUUAUCUCAAGAAAUUGAAUUUAAGCUCCCACAAAACCGUCAAUCAGACUACAAACUCAACAUCAUCCACAAAAAUAAGGUCACAAAUAAAUGCAUGAAACAAUCUGUGGCUAUUGGCGGCAACUCUAAUCGACACAUGAUAUUCAUUCAUCAUGAUAAGCCAGUCUACAAAAAUGACGACAUGAUAAGGUUCAGAACGUUCGUACUUGAUCGCGACAUGCUGCCUUACAGGUACACAAGCAUGAACGUUUCAAUUAUGGAUGGCAGACGGAAUGUCAUCAAAAGAUUUGAAACUGUUCAGUCCACAAGUUUUGGAGUAUUUGAAGGCUACGUAAUGGUUGCUGAAUCACCAAAUUUGGGUGAAUGGAGAAUCGAAGUUAAUGUCGAUGGCAGGACAAGAUCAAAGCAUUUCCCAGUAAAAAAUCAUGAAAAAAGUAAUUUUGAAGUUGUGAUCCAAUCCAUGGACAAGGAAGUUCCAUUUGAAGAUGUUUACAUAUUCUUACGUAUUCAAGCUAAAAGUCCAGUCAAUAAAAUGUUUAAUGGAAUUGCAAAAAUUUCAUCUUCAACAAGACUUGAUGGUGAUUCCAAGCAAUUGCUUGGAGGAUUUAUUAAGAACGUCACACUUCCGCUUGAUAAGCCUGAAGUAUCAUUGAGAAUUGAUAAUGAUUUGGGUAUACGAAGUCCACAGUCUGACAUGAUUACUACUCUGAUUGUUGAAGUAUUUGAGGACAGGACGAGGCACUAUGAGAAGGUCACCGUUGAUGUUCCAUUGAGGAUGUAUCGCAAUCGAUUGCAACUGACACGUAAUCCAUCAUUUAAGCCUGGAUUUGAUUUUGAUAUGAAUAUUAAGGCUAAGACUCUUAAUGGACAGCCUGACAUGUCACUUAGGCAGCUCACAAUGAAUGUAGACUAUGAAAAUUUCGACGAGGAUACUCAGCAGUCAUCAACAGAUAAGAAGCAAUUUAAUUUGAACCUCAAGAAAGGAGAACUUGAUGUUGUUUUACAGCCUGCAGCUAUUACAAGAUCCAUUAAGGUUAUUUUUGAAUUUGGUGGAACGGAACUGACUGACAGAAUUGUAAGGAAAGAAAAUAAUGGAAUUCAUGAGUACAUGCAGGCUACUAUUGCUAAUAAGAAGCAAUUGUACGACCCAACUGAGACCCUCCAAAUAACAGCCAAGUCAAGUCACACACUCCAAACUUUACAUGUCUUAGUCAUCGGAUCAACUGGACUUUUGUACUCUAAAUGCUUUCCUGAAGCACAUGAUAAGGAAUCUUUCAAGUUCUCAUUGACAUUAUCUGAGCAAAUGAGUCCACAGGCAUACAUUGUGACUUUCUAUACGAGAGCUGAAGAUGGAGUUAUGAUUGGUGAUGAAUUGAUGAUUACUCUUAAACAUUCUGCAAGGAAUUGGAUUGAAAUAUCUCCAGCCGUUCAAAGCACAAAGCCACGAGAGUAUGUCAAAAUCAACAUAAACUCAACAAAAGAUUCUCUAGUCUUCCUGACAGCAGUUGACCAAAAUGCAACACUUCUUGGCCAUGACAAUGAUAUCACUCAAUUGUUCCUUCACUCUGAAGUUGCUCGUUAUAUGAAUCAGAAUUUAAACAGCACCUACGACUUGGGGCAUGUCAAUUCAUUUGUUUUGCAACCUUUGGUAUCUGGAGUUCCAUGUGAUGCUAAUGAUGUAGUUAGAUCUGCGAUGUGGAACGAUCAGGAACAAACACUCGAAGAUAAGUUGACUCAAAAAUAUUUCCCAGAUGUUUGGCUUGAUGAACAGAUUGAAAUAAAAAAUCAGGAAUUCCAGACAAUCCAAAGGCAGGUGCCGAAUGAGCUUACAUCAUGGAUAAUUUAUGGAACAUCAAUGCAUCCAACAAAGGGAUUAGCAAUCGUAGAACAGGAAGCAAGAGUUUCAUUAUUCAAUGAAAUUUCACUUAAAGUUAAUGCACCAGCAACUGUCCAUAAUGGUGAGGUGCUGAAUUUAGAACUUAAUGUCUUCAACUUCCUCAAAACAUCACAAAGUGUUCAAGUCACAGUAACAGUCGAAAAUGGAGACACAAUGGAUGAAAAGACAUCAACAGUCAAUCGUAAAGUUUGCAAAACUUACACCCGAAGACGUAAUCCAGCAAUGACAUAUACUCAACCAAUUACAGCCAAUUCUAUGUCACCAACACACAACGUCUUCGUCCAGCCACUUGCAUUAGGAUUCAUGAGGAUCAAAGUCACAGCAACUGGUGCAAAUGGUGUAACUGAUGAAGUUUCGAGAGUCAUUGAAGUUCAGGAAUGCAGACAAUUGAGACAAACUAUCGUUGAAUCAGCUUUGAUUGACAUAGUUGAGCAGGGAUCAGUUAAAAAUAACGUUGUUCUUAAUCUCCCUGACAAUGUUGAAGUAGUUGACGUUUAUGCAAUGUUUACUGGCAAUUUGUUAGGUCCGGUGCUCAGGAACUUGGAUUUGUUCAGAAACGUACCAAUGGACUACCGUGAACCCAAAAGCAGUAGCUUUAUGUUAUCUAUGAUUGUAGCUGAAUAUCAUCAAUCCAGACAUGAUGAAAUCCCAACUGAAGUUAUGGAUGCAAUGCUUAAAGGCUACCAAGAAACCCUUGAAUCUCUCCAAAGUGACACAAACGCACAAAAGUCAGCUCUGUUUUAUGUCUACGCAACAUUUGCUCUCAUUAAAGCUAAGAGCUUCAUUGAUGUUGAUGACAGCAUCAUUGAAAUGUCACUCGAUUACUUGAAGGGAAAACAAGGUUCAGAUGGAAGUUUCAUGGAUAGAACAGAUGAGGAUGUGGGACAAAUGAGUUCUCCAAGACAGAUUUUAACAGCUCAGUUCACUUUGGCAUUUAUUAAGUAUCAGACGUACUCAAAUAAAUAUGACGAUGUGAUUGUAAGAGCUAUUAAGUUCUUGGACUCAUCAAAGACAGAUUUGACAACUGAUUAUGAGAAAGUUCUUGUUGCUUAUACAUUAUCAGCACAUGGUGAUCAAGAAUCAUCAAAGAUGCUGACAUCAAGCAUGACAUGCACAUUCGCAAACAACCCAGAUUUUAAACAGGAAACUUCACUUUACGUUGGAAUUGCAUCAUUCUUAGUUGAACUCAAAAUCAAUGAAGGUGUGGAUCCAAAAAUUGAAGUUGAAUGGCUGUUAAGGCACAGACAGCCAAAUGGAAUGUUCUUCUCACCUCACGACACGUUGUCAGGUUUACAUGCUCUGCUGUCAUAUCAACUUAAUAGAAAUACUAAAAGAGUGAACUUGGAAGUAUCAGUUGAUGGACAAACUGGCAUUGUGACAGAAAGCAAUGAAAAUUUGCGCCUUAAAUUGUCUCAAAAGGAUCAAUACACAAUUAGAGCAUCUGGUGAAGGUCUUGGAUAUGCAACAAUCUAUUACGAAUAUGUUGAAAGAGGAUCAACAACUUAUCCACCGAGAAACUUUUUAAUUGCUUUUAAAGGAGACGAUCUUCCUGGAAAUAUACUUGAUAUAAAAAUUGAUGUCAAAAUGAUUGCUCCAGGAUUAAAGACAUCGAAUUUGGCGGUUCUUGAAGUUGAGAUGCCAAGUGGAUAUGAGUUUUAUAAUCAAACUAAUAGCGAUAACUUCAAGAAGGUUGACUACUGGAAGGAAAGAACAGUCGCAGUUUUUUACAUUGAAUCAAUGGAUGCUAAUCUAAUAUACAGUGUGGCAAUGCAGGCAGUUAAGGUCUAUCAAGUUGAAUAUACUGCAAAAUCAGCUGUCAAGAUUUAUGAUUAUUAUCGUCCAAAUAUAAUAGAUGAGAUUCAUUAUGACAAUGACGUAAAUAUGCAAAACUGUAAACCAAAUGGUAAUCAGGAAGACAUUAAUCCAAUAGAAACCACCACCAAGAAGAACGGAUUUUGGCCAUUUGGAUAGAUUUGAAUCAUUAUUAAAAAUUAUUUUCAAAUAUUUAUGUUUUUUUAUAAAAAUUAUGAUUAGACUCAUUACUCAUUUUCUAAUGGGCCCACGUGAGCCCUUAGCCAAGAAAGUAAGUAAGGAAGACUCAUUUCACAUUACGAAAGUUGAGUCCUGAAAGAAUUAAUAAAAGAAAUGC
Messenger RNA from Chironomus riparius, 4316 nucleotides. Lineage: Eukaryota; Metazoa; Arthropoda; Insecta; Diptera; Chironomidae. The record is from the annotation of a GenBank genome assembly.